Molecule: messenger RNA, 1706 nt
Organism: Raphanus sativus (radish)
Lineage: Eukaryota; Viridiplantae; Streptophyta; Magnoliopsida; Brassicales; Brassicaceae
Product: UDP-glycosyltransferase 84A2
Exons: 1
Coding region: 80-1549 (489 amino acids)
Molecular function (GO): UDP-glycosyltransferase activity
Source: RefSeq, a predicted model, not a curated record
GUCUUCCAACAUGUAACAGAGUAGCUUAACAAAGAAAAAAAAAAGCCCACAUAAAAAAAGCGGUACCAUUUUUCUAAGGAUGGAACUAGAAUCUUCCCCUUUACAUCCUCAUGUAAUGCUUGUAUCUUUCCCGGGACAAGGCCACGUUAAUCCACUUCUUCGUCUCGGGAAGCUCUUAGCUUCAAAGGGUUUACUCGUCACUUUCGUCACCACAGAAUCAUGGGGCAAAAAGAUGCGAACCGCCAACAAAAUCCAAGACCGCAUCCUCAAACCGAUUGGUAAAGGUCACAUCCGGUUCGAUUUCUUCGACGAUGGUCUCCCCGAAGACGACGACGUGAGCAGACACGACUUCACUAUCUUCCGGCCACACCUCGAGCUGGUCGGACAACGCGAGAUAAAAAACCUCGUAAAACAUUACGAGGAAGUGACGAAACAGCCCGUGACGUGUCUCAUCAGCAACCCUUUCGUCUCAUGGGUCUGUGACGUAGCGGAAGAUCUUCAAAUCCCUUGUGCUGUUCUUUGGGUCCAGUCUUGUGCUUGCUUAGCCUCAUACUACUAUUACCACCACAAGCUUGUUGACUUCCCGACCAAAACUGAUCCCGAGAUCGAUGUCCAAAUCCCUGGCAUGCCUCUCUUGAAGCACGACGAGAUACCUUCUUUCAUUCAUCCUUCAACUCCUUAUUCCGCUUUGAGAGAAGUGAUCAUAGAUCAGAUCAAACGUCUUCACAAGCCAUUCGCUGUUCUCGUCGACACUUUCUACUCCUUGGAGCAAGAUAUCAUCGACCACAUGUCAAGUCUCUCUCUCCCCGGAGCUAUUAAACCGCUCGGACCGCUUUACAAAAUGGCCAAAACGUUAAUAUGUGACGACAUUAAAGGAGAUAUGUCCGAGACAACGGACCAUUGCCUCGAGUGGCUAGACUCGCAGCCUGUUUCCUCCGUUGUUUACAUCUCAUUCGGAACCGUCGCUUACAUAAAACAAGAACAGAUCAACGAGAUUGCGUUCGGUGUGUUAAACGCUGGCGUUUCGUUCUUGUGGGUGAUUAGACAACAAGAGUUAGGCCAUAACAAAGCGCGACAUGUUUUGCCUGAGGAAGUCAAGAAACAAGGGAAGGUCGUGGAAUGGUGUCAGCAAGAAAAGGUCUUAGCUCAUCCUUCCGUGGCUUGUUUCGUGACUCAUUGUGGAUGGAACUCAACGAUGGAAGCUUUAUCUAGUGGAGUCCCAACGGUUUGUUUUCCUCAGUGGGGAGAUCAAGUCACCGACGCGGUUUACAUGAUCGACGUUACAAAGACGGGAGUGAGACUCGGCCGUGGAGAGACGGAGAAGAGGGUGGUGCCUAGGGAGGAAGUGGCCGAGAGGCUGAGAGAAGUUACUAAAGGAGAGAAGGCGACGGAGCUGAAGAAGAAUGCUUUGAAAUGGAAGGAGGAGGCGGAAGCGGCGGUGACUCGCGGUGGUUCGUCGGAUCGGAAUUUUGAAGAGUUCGUGGAAAAGUUGGGUGCGAAACCUGUGGCUAAACAAAAUGGAAGUCUUCAAGAAUUGGAAAAGUCAUAAAUGUGUUCUGUUUUCUAUUUGUGUUUGUUUCUGUCAAUCCUUAAUUGUGUUUUGUAUGUAUGUUCCUAGUCGUUCUUUGUUUUUUUGUUUUCUUGCAUGGGGGUCUAGGGAGAAUUAUUAUCCUUUUGGAAUAAUGUUUGGUUCACGUGUUAUGUUA